This is a messenger RNA of Peromyscus leucopus (white-footed mouse), 729 nucleotides long. RefSeq names its product zinc finger protein 54-like. Bases 247 to 540 code for a protein of 97 amino acids. Lineage: Eukaryota; Metazoa; Chordata; Mammalia; Rodentia; Cricetidae. The transcript has 5 exons. The record is from RefSeq and is a predicted model, not a curated record. Gene Ontology annotation, biological process: regulation of DNA-templated transcription.
GCAAGUAGAGAAGGAGGCCUGCCGGGCUGGAGAAGGGGCCUGGAUUGGCAGAAUCUCUGGUGGUUUCAGGCUGAAAGAGAAGCCAAUGCCAUAUUUCAAUUCUUCCAGCAGUUUCCCAUCAGGGCCUGGUGCCAAGGUUCAUGCUUUUUACACCUUGAUGUGAAAUGUGAACAAGAGUUCCGGUCUUUGUUCCAGAGACAGAAACUUGGAGAAGAUCAACAAGGAGAAUGGCUGUGUAUACUGUAAAUGAGCCGCAGACAUUGUACCACAGAACAUUUUAUAAGCAAAGCAAGCCCCAUAUUGAUAUUGCAUCAUGUGAAAUAUAAAGGUCUGUUGGGAUUCAGUGAUUUGGAUGAAGACUUUUCCCAUGAGGAGUGGGAAUGUCUGAAUCCUGCUUGGAGGACUUUAUAUAUUGAUGUGAUGUUGGAGAAUUACAGAAAUCUGGUUUUUGUAGAGAAACAUCGCAUAUGUGGUAAAUAUGAGAAGAUCAAGGAUCAAAUAGUACUAUCAGCAUGUGAAUAUCCAAAAGAAGUCUUAUAAAGAUAAUGACCUUGGCAAAAUGCUUUAUGAAUCAUCUAGGUGCAUACCUUUUAAAACCACAAUACUACAGGAAACCAUCAGAGAAUUCAUACGGGAGAGGAGCCUUACAAAUAUGGUGAAUGUGAAAAAUCUUUUGGAUGUAGCUCAAAUCUUGGAACACAUCAGAAAUCUCAUAAAGGACAGAAACCU